GUAUUUGUUUUGCCGCGCUUUAUUGAAGUUUGAGGUUAAGUUCCUAACCUCAAUAUUUGUGAUUAUAUGUGAAUUGAUAUGAAUUAGAAUUAUCAGCGAGAUAUGCUACUUACAGAAUUUGACACUAAUGACAGGAUGUUGGAGUAACAGAUGGUUACGAAUUACACGUAUGUUUAAGGCAAUAUUGAAAAAUGGCGAGCGAGGAAGUGAUAGAUGCUAACAAGAAACCACAACCCGUGUUUAAGAAUCGUUCCUUCCACACAAAAUUUCGGCCGAUCAGCACUAGUGGAAAAAAACGCACUUGGCGUUCAUUGAAACAAGUUUUGGCUCAGGAACGUUCGUUGCCAUGGCCGGUGACAAUAAAACACUAUAGUUCUAUUAAUGCACCGCCGAGCUUUAAACCUGCCAAGAAGUACUCUGACAUUUCUGGAUUACCGGCACGAUACACUGAUCCACAGACUAAAUUGUAUUAUGCUACUGCUGAAGAAUUCGCAACAGUUCGCAGUUUACCGAUGGAUAUAACAGCUGGAUAUUUAGCUUUACGUGGAGCAUCUAGCAUUGUCGGUUAAAAUGAUCAGUAUUUUACGUUCACAUCCAAUCAUCAUUUAAUUAGGAAACAAGACGUUUCAAUACCUCAAACGCAAUUUCAUUUGUAUAUAGAACGAGAAAGAAUAUUCUAACGGGGAUAGAGAAUAAGACGGAACAAUACAAUUCAAUGAAGAGACAGAGUAAAUAAAGUAUUGAUAUUUUUAUCUCACA
Molecule: messenger RNA, 759 nt
Organism: Nylanderia fulva
Lineage: Eukaryota; Metazoa; Arthropoda; Insecta; Hymenoptera; Formicidae
Product: INO80 complex subunit C
Biological process (GO): chromatin remodeling
Cellular component (GO): Ino80 complex
Source: RefSeq, a predicted model, not a curated record